CGACAAACACGUACAUAAAGGAACUGAUACUAUCUUCUCUUCCCUUUAUGCCUCUCUUCUCUAUAUUAAAAACCCUAAUCCCAGAGCCCUGAAAGUUGAGUAUCCCAAAACCAACCUCUUUCUCCAGCUCUUACUCUUUUUCCUCUUCUUCUUCUCUGCAUCUUUUGCCUUUCUCUUGUCCCCCAAAAAGAGGAAGUGGACUAAAACAGACAACACACAGAAACUUCUCUACUUUGGAGGAUUUUGUCCAAAGUGGUUGAACUGUGGAAGAAGUCUUUCACUUUUGUCCCUUCCCUUUGGGGUUUGAAUAUAUAAGAGAAGCAAUCCCGAUACAGAAAGGAUUACUUACUCCAUCCUCACCCACAGAAAGUCUUCCUUUCUUGUGUGUCUGCAGAAAGAUGGAUUGGAAUGGCAACUUGAGGAACCUUAACGUUCCUCGUCCCUCGGAGGCUUCAUUCAACUUCCUCUACAGCUAUAACUACGACCAGUUUCCUCCAGUGGAUGUGAAGCAACUAGCUGAACCUCAUCAUCAAGGGAUGAACGUUAACUAUGGCGGCGGCAGUAGUAGUAGCAACAGCAACAACUACGCGAGCCAUCAACAGCAGCAAAUGAUGACGAUGAUGAUGAUGGAGAAGAAGAAGAGACUGAGCAACGAGCAGCUGGAGUCACUGGAGAGAAGCUUCCAGGAAGAGAUCAAGCUGGACCCCGACCGCAAAAUGAAGCUGUCACGGGAACUGGGGCUGCAGCCGAGGCAGAUCGCCGUUUGGUUUCAGAACCGCCGGGCAAGGUGGAAGGCCAAGCAGCUGGAGCGCCUCUACGACUCGCUCAAGCACGAGUUCGACUCCGUCUCCAAGGAGAAGCUCAAGCUCCAGGAAGAGGUGAUGAAGCUGAGAGGGAUGCUGAGAGAGCAAGCAACGAGGAACAAGCAAGUGUCGACGGCUGGGUACACGGAGGUAAUUUCCGGCGAAGAGACGGUGGAGAGCACGUCGGGGGCGGUCGGACAGAGCAGCUCCGGGAGGGCUAUAGCCGGCGGCCAGCAUCAGAUGACGGCGGAGAGCAAUUACCUAAUGAGUGUGGAUGAAUACAACCCAGUAGUAGUACCGUCUCCUGCUUACUGGGCUACUACUCUGCCGUCUUAUCAUUAAUGAAGCGUAGAACCAAAUGAUUUGAUUAGUAAUAAUAAUUAAGUUGAGCUCAUUAGUACGUGAGCUUACUCUUCUUUCCUUAUGAUUAUCUAGGUCUGGCUAAUAUAAUUAUGGAGAAAUUUCGAUUAUGAGUUUGAUUCUAGUUAAUGAAUUAUGUGGAAGCUAGUUCCCGAGUGUGAUUAUUUGAGUCCAUAAACGUUAUUUCUUUCGGUCACUCAAUUUGUCCGAAUAUGAUUUCAAUUUUUUAAUUAUUCUAUAAUAAUAAUGAACAAGAAAACGCUAACUGGGUCUCAAUGUCAAUCCCAAACUAUCUAUCAUGAUUAAUACGUGAUUGAAUAGUAUUCAUUAUUUAAGUAACAUUUUAUUGAGAUGGAAUAUAGUUAGAGGUGUACAACUGUUCCUAGCACUAAACCAUAAUAAAAAUGGAGUAUUAAG
Linum trigynum is the source of this 1580-nucleotide messenger RNA. NCBI's taxonomy places the organism in Eukaryota, Viridiplantae, Streptophyta, Magnoliopsida, Malpighiales, Linaceae. The record is from the annotation of a GenBank genome assembly.